Prorocentrum cordatum is the source of this 2281-nucleotide messenger RNA. NCBI's taxonomy places the organism in Eukaryota, Dinophyceae, Prorocentrales, Prorocentraceae. The record is from the annotation of a GenBank genome assembly.
CUGUAGGCAUUUGGGUUCAUCUAUUUGUUUUAAGCGCAAUUUCGACGUACACGUGAUGGGCACCCACGCAUGCCUUCGCAAUCAGUGGCUUUUGAAGUGGCCGGCACAGUAUUCGAAGUUGCCCCGUCCAAUCUUCGGCCCAAUUACUUUCCUAGGUCUAAGCUGAAUUUGGCGCUGGAUGCUCGUGAUGUUGACGACGAUCGGCCCAUAUCGAUUUCGGGUAAUCCACAUCUCUUCACUUACAUUCUUGACUUGCACCGCCAGUAUGGCUUCGUCGAAAUUCCCCCCACUGUAUCCAAGGAUGCGCUGAUGCAAGAGGGGCUUGCCUUGGGCUUGUCGAUGUCUAGAGAGCUCAUCGUUGAAGAAGGCGACACCUUUCGACAAAAGAUGGGUGUUGGGCGGUCCAUUGUAGCGGAGGACUAUUUCCAGGCAUGGACUGUUGACCAGGUCGCAGACUGGCUGCAGGGCGUGCAGCAAGGACGCUUCGCCAAAUAUGUCCCCCGCCUGCGCGAGCAAGGUGUGGAUGGCCUAGCGUUGGCGACGCUGGUUCCAGAGACGCUGAAGAUUCUGGGCGUCAUCGAGCCCAAGACCCGCGCCGCCCUUUUUGCCAGCAUCAGGCACGAGGCCGAGUGCCGCUCAGUGACAGAGGCAGCGCAGGGACAGGGUGGAACCAGCCUCGCGCCAGCGGAGGAAGAAGAGGGAGCGGAGGAGGGGAACGGCGAAACUGAGAAGAGGCGAGACGCGGCAGCACUGAUGCUUGGGGCCCUGUUUGGCGACGGCGGCACGUCCGAGCCGUUCACCGCGGGCAUCGCGCAGUGGCGCUCGGAGCAGGGGGCUGCGAUAUCGGGCCAGGAGGUCGCAGCAUCUCGUGGCGAUGCGGCCGAGGUUUCCGAGAAGGAGGCAGCAUGCACCACUGGGAUCCUCGUGGCUGCUCGGCUGCGCCCUGUGCUGGCAGGCGGUCCCGACGGUCCAGCCGUAAGCCUGGGAGAUUUCGAGGCUGUGACUGCUAUGCUGGGCACGGGCAGAGGCAUCGUCGUACACGAGUGCGGUUUGCAGCGCGACGGCAAAACCCCCAAGAUAGAGCACCGGUCCUUCCGCACGCACGAGGUGAUCGAUCCCACUCGCGACGAGAAGCGCGUCUUCGACAUUGCAGCUCCUCUGAUCGACGUUGCUGUGAAGGACUCCCUGCAUUCCACGAUUCUGUGCUACGGGCAGACUGGCUCAGGCAAGACGCACACAGUGGGGAACCUCUCAUGGCGGAUAUCUCGGCAUUUGUUCAGCGCUCACUCUGCGAAGCUCGUCGUCUUCGAAGCCUUCGAGCUCAAGGGUGGGGCCAAGGGCCUUUUGAAGCACGACUGCCACGUGAUCUCCUUGCAUACGGACUGUAAGCCAGAGUUGGCUCUGUUGGAAGGGGCGGACGGCGCCGUCCGUGUUGGUGGCAGCAAUGCGGUGGUCGCUGGCGAGGGGCAGCCCCUCAACGUUUCACACUGCAUGCUGGCAUCAAGCCCUGAAAUGCUGGAACAGUUUUUUCGAGAGGCGGCGGGCCGGCGCGCAAGCAGCGACACAGAGCGCAACGCAGCGAGCAGCCGUUCACACGCCUUCUAUCGCUUCUAUAUCGCCGAGGCAACGCGUUCAGAUUCGACGGUACUUGAGCUGCCAGAGGUCCUCGGCAAUGGCACCUGCGUCGAGCUCGUCGACUUGGCUGGCAGCGAGAGCAACAAGGACUGUCUUUACCACAACAAAUUGCAGAUCAAGGAGCGAGCCAACAUCAACGCCUCGCUUCAGGCGCUGAACUCUUGCAUCCAAAAAUCCGCGCAGGGUGCGAGCUACGUUCCUUUCCGCGCAGACAAACUGACGCAGCUUUUGCGCCCAUGCUUUGCCAAGAGAGACACAGCGAGCCGCGUGCCAACUGUCUUGUUCAUCGCUUGCCUUUCCCCUUUAGCGAGCGAUGCCCAGCAGUCGAUUCGUACCAUGACCUACACGCAGGAGCUGGCAGGUUUCAAGCCAAAGGCGACUCGCAAUGCGCAGCAGAUGAAGUUCAGGGAACCAUACGUGAAGCGCCUCGUCGCGGCUGUGCGAACAGGCGAGAUCGAGGAGCUUCGAGCGGCGAUCGCAGCAGCGCAGCGAGCGGGCGUCACUGGCCCCGAGCGUCGCCGUGCGGCCGAAGCAGUGCGGAUGCUAGAUGCCCGGGAGUCGGAAUGAGGCCUCAUCACUCGGGCGUCGCACGAGAGUUUGGACGACAUAUGCACAUCUAGCCGGUCAAGGAGUUGGGGUCUAACAA